CGAAGAGCGACUGACAGAGCUCGCGACAUCGAGAGUUUUUCCCACCUGCGUGAAAUAAUUUUGACACCGCGCUGGAUUCGUAGUAAACUAGCGAUUCCCAGGCCUGGAGAAGAGCUCUUGUGCUUCGCAGCAGUGGCUUACGGGCGGUAAAUUUGCGCCAGCGCUGGCAUGUUACUGUGUUCCUGGCUGGAGGUAGCUCUUGCAAUCGGAAUUUGCAAGAUCUUCCGUCACACUUGGCACAGCCAGGCUCGAGAGUGGAUUCAUUUGUGCCGCGAAGUUGCGGAUAUCAUCGUUGAUUCUUUCGGGGCAGUCUUGUCUAGGACGUAGAAUCGGACAUGGCAGAGAACGGAGGGAAAGAUUUGAUUGGCCCUACAUCGGAGGAGCUUCAACCGGCGCCUUUGCCAGAGAUCGGCGAGACGGAGUUGAAGUGUGGUGAUGAGGUGAGUGACGAGCAGUGCGCGAAGUUGGAGGUGGAGGUUAGCGAACUGGCUGCGAAAGUGGCAGAGCUGAGGGAAAAGGGUCCCAAGGAAUUCGCAGUUUUCCUGGAGAGGUCUCUGUCUGCAUUUCGUCAGCUUCCAGCGGUGGAUACCACUUCAGCCGAUGAUUCAGCCCAGGAGCAAGACAAAUUUUCGGAGUUGGCAGCUCAGCGAAUGGGCCUGAUGAAGCGUCUAGAAGUUGCCGUAGCGUCAUUACCCACAGUACUGAAAGAACUCCAGGAUUGCACACGUCGAUUGGACGACUUGAUCGAGAUCACAAAUCAAUAAAUAAAUUAAUGAGAGAUUUUGCAAUCUGGUCUGAGUAGUCGGAGAGAGCUGUUCCUGACCUUCAGUUCCGACUGAUAUGUUGAGUGUCAUAAGAGAGAUGGAAUCUUGGGCAAGCUCAGCUCGUAUUUGUGUGCUGAUUUCUCGUGAUUUUCUUUGAUACCGGGCACAACGCAAUCGGCCUCGUUACAUCCAUCCUUGAAACAGAGCCGGAAUUCUGAAUGGAAAUGUGGAGCCUUUGAUUCUUUAAUUGGAAAAUUGAAAUAUAGCAUUGGG
Messenger RNA from Marchantia polymorpha subsp. ruderalis, 1037 nucleotides. NCBI's taxonomy places the organism in Eukaryota, Viridiplantae, Streptophyta, Marchantiopsida, Marchantiales, Marchantiaceae. The record is from the annotation of a GenBank genome assembly.